UUGAAUUGAAUAGUUUGGAGGUUUAAGUGGUUUUAUACAUAGCUUUUUAACGGAAGUGUUUGCAAUGGUUCGGUCGCACGUGUCUUCACUGGGCGGCAAUGCUAUGACAUCGUUUCAUAUCACACAACUGUUAUUGCUUUAUAAUCCGCAUAAAAAUCAAGCCCAAUGCCUGGUGAAUGUGGCCGGAGAUGCAGUGAUUGUCCACUACGACAGUAAAGAGAAGACCCGAACUAAUAACACAGCCGAUGAACCGGUGGCCAGUAGUUUGGCUUAAUUUUAUGGAAAUAUACUUUUAUAGGAAUGAUAGAAAGGAAUGCAUUUUACGAAACAUACAGUAUUUAAAUCAUGUGUAAAAGUAAAUGGUUUACAAAUUAUAGUAUUAAUUGAUAUUAUUAUUAGUGAAGUCAUGCAC
This is a messenger RNA of Medioppia subpectinata, 412 nucleotides long. NCBI's taxonomy places the organism in Eukaryota, Metazoa, Arthropoda, Arachnida, Sarcoptiformes, Oppiidae. The record is from the annotation of a GenBank genome assembly.